AUAAUCCGAUUGACUGUGAGUUGAUUGUAAAUGCCAAGAUGAUGAAUUCACUCUCGGCUCUCUGGUGUGCCAUUGUUGUCGCCUUUGCGCCCGUCGCGUGCAGCGACGUGCAGUUGUUUGAUUCGGAAAACAGAACACCUGCCCGCCGAAGUCUGCAAAAGACUACGGAAUACACCAUCGCAUUCAAUUCCGUGGCAAAUACAGCCAAUAAUGUAUCGAUUUCCUUCAACCACGGUAUUGGAGACGGUUCACCCACUGGGAAGUUCGAGAUUUUCGUGAAAACUGGAAUCGCGACUACCUCACAAUACAACUUAACUUGCUUUAGUCAAGGUGGCAUACUUUUUUCUGGUACCGGGAUAUCCAGCCAAACGAGCUCGAUCGGGACCUCAAGCUCGACGUUCGAUUUUUCGUUUGACGACAAGGUGAAUGAAACAGACCCGUUUUACUUUGGUGGUGUGAAUACCGAAGUGGAAGGUAACGCGCAGCUCAUCCUCUGUGUCAAGUUUACACUCACGGAAGAUGUGGGCGGCAGCACAAUCGACGUGAACUACCGUGAAGCUGCCAUUGCCAUCGAUCUAACGUUGGAUGGUGUGCUUGAUCCUAAUAGCGCUAUGGCGUUUGUUGUUAGUGCCGCGGAUAUAAUCGUAAAUUCGGAGGGUACGAUUGAUUAUACAGCGAAAGCCGACCUCUGCACCGGUUUUACCGAUACGCCCGUACCCGGAGUGCCCAUUCCCAUUUGUAUCAAGGCUUUAGACUUUCCCUUGUCACGCAUUAUUAGUGUUCAGGACCUCUCCUUCCGGUCGGGAAGCAUCACGCAAGAUAUUAUUUCGGGCGGCGAAGCCGCAACGGGUGCAGAGAAUUUCUACGGCCUCAUUGCCAGUGGUGACGAUUGUGUUGUCAACGAGUGUAUACAAUACGAUGUACUAGUGUAUGCCAUAUUUGCAACAGGAGCUGACCUGCAGGUUGAUAUCCUGGGAAACGUUGUUCUCGGCAUUGGUAGCUCUCGACGCACGCUGCGAGCACGCUUGGAACCGAGUCGAAGCCUAGAGGAAGUCGUCCAAAGAAGGUCGUUCCAAUCGACUAUUUUUCUUCCCGGCUUUUUAUCUGAUUCAAUUGCCUCUAUCUCGAUUCGUUGGAGCUGGUCUCUUCCGGUCCUGACUUUGGGAGCCUUUGUGCUCUCGGUUGCUCUUCGGUAGUCCACGAUGAAUACACAAACUUUGAACC
Phaeodactylum tricornutum CCAP 1055/1 is the source of this 1224-nucleotide messenger RNA. RefSeq lists its product with no specific name. The transcript has a single exon. Bases 39 to 1196 code for a protein of 385 amino acids. The record is from RefSeq and is a predicted model, not a curated record. NCBI's taxonomy places the organism in Eukaryota, Bacillariophyta, Bacillariophyceae, Surirellales, Neidiaceae.